UUUUUUUUUUUUUUUUUUUUUAGUUAGAGAAAGAGCGUGUCCAAGUGGGGGAAGGACAGAGAGAAUCCAACGCAGGCUCUGUACUGUCAGCAUGGAGCCUGAUGCGGGGCCUGAACUCAUGAACUGUGACAUGACCCGAGCAGAAGUCUGACACCUAACUGAGCCACCCGGGUGCCCUGAAGUUCCUAAACUUAAGAUUUGAAUCAAUCAGUUAUGAACCCACUGAGGUAUCCUUAGCAUUUUUUGGAACAGUCUGAAAGCCACUGUUAACCUACUAGAAGCCAGUGGCCUAGACCAUUGCAUUCAAUAAUAGGCAGGGUGCUCUAGGCUGGGAAUCUUGGUAGCAACAAAGCACAUCCCCUGUCCUCAGGCUUUUACACGGAAGUAGGCCAGAAGCAGAGGGAGUAAAGCAAUGAUCGUUGGUAGCUGAGUAGUCUCUAAGAGAAAAGGAAGUGAAAAGAAGAAGAAAUGUAAAAAAAAAAAAAAAAAAUGCUGUAGCAGGCAUAAGAAAUUUGGGAAGGGUUUGCAAGGGAUGAGAUUUAGGAUGGGACAUAGAGGGAUGGAAGAAGAAUCAGCCCGUAGAAUUGGGCUGGGGAGGGAAGCCUGUGAGAAAGGCAGAGAGAUGGGGACUCUCUGUGGCCCCCAUCCCAUCUGUGGCCCCAGGCUUCCCAUCAGAGCUGGCAGUGGGGGAGGGAAACGAGGCUGGAAGGCCGGCUGAGGUUGAGGGUGGGAAGCACUCUACUGCAGGUCGAAGUGUCUACAUCCAGUUGCUAACAAUAGGCAGGACUGAAGGUUACCGAGGAAGGGACUGGUAUUAGAUCUUGAGUCAAGAAACUUGAAUCUUGCCAACAGGUACCAAAACCAAGAAAAAUUAGUCCUUUUUCGCCCUAAAUCAGAACUGGCCCCAGGCAAGUAGUUACCGCUAGCUGGACAGAUCGACGUGAGACCAGCGCUGUCCAUGGUAACAGCUUUUGUGUGGCUUAAAGCUUUCAUCCAUUUUUCUCACAACCAAUCCGUGAGGGGUGUCAGCCCUAUUUGGUAGAUGAGAAAAGCUGAGACUGCCUAGGUCAAGGUCAGGAGGGCCUUGAGACGCCAAGCCUUCUCUCCCGUGCCCACGCUGCCCAGAGGCUCGUCAGGCCCCAGAGGCUGGCGGCGCCUCCGGGACUCCCGCGGGGUCUUGGCUCCGCCUCAUAGCCCCUCGCGCUGGAAGCCCCGCCCCCAGGAGGGCCCCGCCACUUCCCCGACGUCCAAUGAGACUUAGCUGGGGGAGGGACUGAACGUCAUUGAGGGCCAAUCUGAUUGGGCCUGGGCGGAGCUGCGGCGGGUGGGAGCUGAGCGCCUGCACCGCGGUCUUCCCAGCCGGGGGAGAGCCCGGCGCGGGCGGCGCGCACGGGGCCCUGCUGUGCGCGCGCCCGCCGCCCGCCGCCCGCCACCCGCGCAGCCCCUCGGCCCACUCCGCCCUUCGGGUCGUGGCGCCCGUCCCUCCCUUGCUCUCCCGUCGGCGCCCGGACAGGGGCUCGGGAGCCGAGCCUAGCCGGGGCAGGGGCGGGAGCCGCGGGACGAGCGCCUGAGGUGCCGUGGAGAAGCCAUGGAGCUGAGCAGCAAGAAGAAGCUGCACGCCCUGUCCCUGGCCGAGAAGAUCCAGGUGCUGGAGCUGCUGGAUGAGUCCAAGAUGUCCCAGUCGGAGGUGGCCCGGCGCUUCCAGGUCUCCCAGCCCCAGAUCUCACGCAUCUGCAAGAAUAAGGAGAAGCUGCUGGCGGACUGGUGCAGCGGCACGGCCAACCGGGAGCGCAAGCGCAAGCGGGAGUCCAAGUACAGCGGGAUUGACGAGGCCCUGCUCUGCUGGUACCACAUCGCCCGGGCCAAGGCCUGGGACGUGACGGGGCCCAUGCUGCUCCACAAAGCCAAGGAGCUGGCCGACAUCAUGGGCCAGGAUUUUGUCCCCAGCAUUGGCUGGCUGGUCCGCUGGAAACGCCGGAACAAUGUGGGCUUCGGGGCCCGGCACGUCCUGGCGCCUCCGUUCCCCCCCGAGCCACCUCCCCCGGGCCCCACGUCCCAGGCCCAGCCUCCUCUUUCUCUCAAAGACUUCUCCCCCGAGGACGUUUUCGGCUGCGCCGAAGUGCCUCUGCUGUACCGGGCAGUGCCCGGCAGAGGGGGCGCGCGCGACCGGGUGCAGGUGCUGCUGUGCGCCAACAGCAGAGGCACCGAGAAGCGGCGCGUGUGGGUCAGCGGGCUCCGGGCCGCGCCAACGUGCCUCUUCGGGGUCAGCGGUGCGGCUCUGCCGGCCUCCUACCACCCCGACCUGGGCGUCCCCUGGUCAGAGUGGCUGGCCCAGUUUGACAGGGACAUGGCGCGGCAAGGCCGACAGGUGACCCUGCUGCUGGCCGCCCGGGUGGCGGAGGGGUUGGCCGGCCGGCCCGGGCUCCGCCACGUGCGGCUCCUGCCUCUGGCCGCCGACGGCAGCACGCCUUCGCUGCCCGGCUCCGUGGUCCGGGCCUUCAGGACCCACUACCGGCACCGCCUGCUGGGCAAGCUGGCUGCCGUCCGGAGCAAGAGGGCCGGCGCCUCGCUGGCCGAGGCCGCGGCGGGCAUCACCGUGCUGGACGCGCUGCACAUGGCGGCGGCCGCCUGGGCCAAGGUGCCCCCCCAGCUCAUCGGGAGCAGCUUCGUCCAGGAAGGGCUGGCUCCCUGCAAGAUGUCCCCGUCCCCAGACCAAGCCUCCGAGAUGCCGCCGGUCCCCGGCGGGCUGAGCCUCGAGGAGUUUUCCCGCUUUGUGGACCUGGAGGGUGAGGAGCCCGCGUCUGGGGGGUGCAAGGAGGAGACGGGCACUGAGGACGAGGCGGGGGCCGGAGAGGACGGCCUCGGGCCCCUGCCCACCAAAGCCGACGCCCUCCGGGCACUGGGCACGCUGAGGAGGUGGCUGGAGUGCAACGGCACCUCCCCUGAGCUCUUUGAAAAAUUCUACGCCUGCGAGGAGGAGGUGGAGCGUCUCUGCGGCUCGUGAGGGGCCCCCCUUGCUGCUGGCCGGGCCCCCCCCCCCCGUUUCCCAUGGAAACGCCCUCGCUAGGAAGGCGGGCUGGAGGCUGGGCUCUUUCCCGCGGAAAUGGAGCUUCGGGAAAGGUGUGGAAGGGAGACAAGCGGGGAGACCGAGUCGAAGCCCCGAGAGAAGGUCGCCCCAGCCUCCAGAAGAGGGUUCUGAAGAUGGGGCGCGCCGGGCGGGGUGUGAGGCUAGCGUGUCGUUUCUCAACCUCCAGGGAGGCCGGGACCUGGGAAGGAAGAAUUGAGGCUUUACGGACAGGCCGAUCCCUUGAACUCUGUGUCGGAAACAGUUCUGCUUCUGGAAAUAAAGUUUUUUAAUCAGAAGAGAGGUCGGGGUGUUGUUUUCAUGGAAAAGGGGCGAACACUUUCAACUCAGAUUUUUUAAAUUGACUGCUGAGGCUGGCCGCGACGCCACCGUCUGCGCUUGGCCGCUGUGGCUGCACGUGACCAGCAGCACCCCCGUCUUCCAGAACUCCAGCGGGAAGGACUCCCCGGGAACGGGGACCCCUUACCUGCCGACAGACAGAUCCCGAGUAUCGUCCCCGGACAUUCUGCUGCUCUGAUGACUUCGCUCUCAGAUCGUGGCAUUAGGAACGGGGGGGCAGGGGUGGCUAGGGACAGUCUAGGGAAACCACACGGAGCCAGAACUUGGCAUCGCCAUCCAUUCCUUUGAUCAUUUCACAGCAUCUCUUCAGCAAGCUUCCUGUGUGGUGAGCUUGCAAAAAUGGCCUCCCUGCCGGGCAGGGCCUCACAGACAGUGACAGUGCGGUGUGACUAAAGGCCGUCCCACGGGCUUGUGCAAAGUGCUGUGGCCCCCAGGAGCCUGGGGAGACUCCUGGAGGAGGGGAGCGGGGAGGACAAUCCCGGCCAAGGGGAGGCAAGCAUGGAGGCCUGCCGGGAAGGAGGGGGCCCCAGGUGGUGAGCAGAGGCAGGUGGUCCCUCUAGAGCGCAGGGGGAGGCGUGGGGAGCAGGAGGGGUCUUCAGCCCACCACACAAGCUGGUGGGGCACCCCAAGGGGUCUCAGGGUGAGGACAGGUCAUUCGUGGGAUCCGUGGGGCGCCCAGGUGGCUCAGUCGGUUAAGCGUCCGACUUCGGCUCAGGUCAAGAUCUCGCAGUUCGGGAGUUCGAGCCCCACGUCGGGCUCUGUGCUGACCGCUCAGAGCCUGGAGCCUGCUUCGGCUUCCGUGUCUCCCUCUCUCUCUGCCCCUUCCCCACUUGUGCUCUGUCUCUCUGAAAAAUGAAUAAAUAUUUGUUAAAAAUUUAGAAUAACUGAGACGUGGAGACGUGGGUCCAGGUGAGAGGUGGGCAGCCUGAGCCAGAUCGGGGAGUAGGAUCUGAAUAGGAUGGGUUGACCUGGAAAAGACAUGGGCUGUGGACACAGACGGACCCUGGCCGGUGAGGCGUCCAGCUCAGGCCCAAAUCCUGCGGCCGAAAAGGCAAUCGACCGUCACAAGCCAGCGUCACAACCCACUUUUCUGGGGGGUGGUGCGGUCCAGGACACGGCGCCCAGGGCAGCCACGCUCACGCCCCCCUGCACGCCUGGCCCAGGCUCCCCCUCACUGGGGGCAUGGCUGCGGCACUUUGUCGACUUUGAUGAAGUACCUUUCUUUUUUUUUUAAUUUUUUUUUUUUUAAUGCUUAUUUACUUUUGAAGGAGAGAGAGACAGAGUAUGAGCAGGAGAGGGGUAGAAGAGAGGGAGACACAGAAUCCGAAGCAGGCUCCAGGCUCUGAGCUGUCAGCACGGAGUCCGGCUCAGGGCUUGAACCCAUGGACGGCGAGAUCACGACCUGAGCCGAAGUCAGACGCUCAACCGACUGAGCCACCCAGGCGCCCCACAAUCCUCAGUGUAUUAAGGAGAGCUCCCGGGACGCUAACUUCUGUUGUAUACUUCUUCUAACUUCUUGAAGCUCUUUCUUCUCCAGGCAUCCCCGUCACCUUACUGGCCUCAUU
Acinonyx jubatus (cheetah) is the source of this 4989-nucleotide messenger RNA. RefSeq names its product tigger transposable element derived 3 (gene TIGD3). The transcript is spliced from 2 exons. Bases 1589 to 3004 code for a protein of 471 amino acids. Lineage: Eukaryota; Metazoa; Chordata; Mammalia; Carnivora; Felidae. Gene Ontology annotation, cellular component: nucleus. Gene Ontology annotation, molecular function: DNA binding. The record is from RefSeq and is a predicted model, not a curated record.